AUGCCUUGGCGGCCAUUACCCCGGAUCGCUUUCGCGGUCGCCGUCUAUCCAUUUCAGCCUUCGUCACCCGCAGAUCUUCCUCUCGAGCUCGGAGACGAGUUGUACAUAAUUGAGCAAGGGGGCAAAGAUGGCGCGUGGUAUAGAGGGUACCUGGUUGCACCGCCCUCACUGUUAGCAGGGCUCACCAGCGUCAAGGGCCAGACGCUGGAAGCUCGAGUGUUCUCCGGAAUUUUCCCCAAAAACUGUGUAGAGGUCCGGGAGGUCCUCGAAGAAGCCGAUAAAAGCAAAGAAAACGGAACGAACAGUGCGGAACUGGUGCAUGUUAACGGCACUUUGAAACCCAUGGCGGAUGGCGGCAAAACGAACAGUGCUAAUGGCCUCGGCGAUUUAAAGUCUUCUCGAAAAACGUCCCAGAUAACAGUCAUCAGGUUAGAAGAAGACCCGAAGAAACGUCGUUCUGGAUCCCCUCUACAGUCACCUUCUAUGGCAUUGACACCUCGCUCUACAAGCUCACGAGAUCCUCUUGCUCCCAGACCACCUGCACCUGUCCCGAUGCUUAAAAUCGGGGAUGAAACGCCUACGUCUUUAUCAGAGCCUUUGGUUGAUGAGAUUGCGUCGUGUCUACGGGAGUGGCAUUCGACAAACAUACACGAACUUCUGUUGGCCAGACAAUACACUGCGUUGGAAGAUAUGUCAAAUAUUGUUCUAGAGUUGGAUCUUGCACGGCGACAACUGCUUCAUAACGUUUUGACAGCCCAGGAACGGGCAUCACUACGAGAAGCAACCGUUUGGAACUUGGUACGCGGGAAUAAAACCUUAAAUGGAGAUGUUAUCGUUCGCGAUCCAAAGCAAAGGGGCCGCCUCCUCACCGGUGAGGAUUCAGCGAUCGACGUGGCAAAGCUUCAAUCUGAGAUGAGCAUGCUCGAUGGUGAGACAAAGCCAAAUGUGGAUGCCGUCUCCCUGCACCAUUUGCUACUUGAAGUAAAUGCAGUCACAGGAACAAAGGCCGGCUCGGUAUCUCUUGCGAUAAGCCUUUGGCUUCAAAAUGCAAAGGGAGAUAUGAAGCAAUUAACGGAAUCGUACGCUUUGGAAAUUCCCUCGGCGGAGACCUUCGCUACAAUGGCCCAAAACGGAACCUUAAAGACUCUCUUUACGGAACUAAACGCUGCGGAUAUUGGUGAUAACUCUGCCUCAGGCUCAAAAAUAUAUCUCGUCAUUAAGGUGUUUAACCCCGAAUCCGCCAGACCUAGCUUCACAUCUAGCUCACGCGCGUCAUCUCGUGAUGGGACACCAGCUACCAAAGCAGCACCAGCAUUAAAUAAUGCGAGUAAGGGUAGUUUGAAGUCAAGACGGAGCAUGAUGUGGGGGCCGAAACCAAAAGGGUUAUCGCAUCUUGAUCAAAACGAAAUUGCCCGAUCCUCACAACCAAGUGAAGCCGCAGGAAACGGAUCCGGAAAUCCUGAAAAGCCAGUCAAAGAAGUCCCUGUCUCGCGUCUGGCUGGCAUUGGCGUUCUCGAGAUCGGCUCUAUACUUAAAGCGGACAAAGAUGUGGAUCAUGUUAUAAACAUCUGGUCUCCAUUAGGCCUUACCGAUGAAGAAGACAACUAUGCGGAAGGAUUUGACAAUGUUAUUCGCUCGCUUUUACCCAGCCCCACGAGCAGGUAUGGCAGAUGCUAUCGCGCAUCGAGACUACAUAUCCACCUUUACGCUUUUGCGAGCGACGAUACGGAGAGCCUUAUUCGAAACAAUCCCACACUGCUUCAUAAAGUCGCUCAAACGAGAAGAAUUGGUUUUCCAGCUGCUCCUACCAAACCUCGAUCUGACAUAUACGUAAACUUGUCAAAGGUCAAUAUCUCUCAGGAUGCUUUACUUUCUCACCCAAUAAAUGGCCAGGUUGCCGUUCCUCAGAUCACCGGGUUGAGGAACUUGCAACUUACUAUAGAAGCGCGAAAUGCAUCUGGAGCCAGGAUUGAGCAUUGCAUCUACCCGUCUUCAAAUUCCUCAGGACUGACGGCAUGGAGAACAACAGUUGCAGAAAGAGGUUCUGGCUGGAACCAAGUAAUUCGCUUAAAUAUUCCAUCAGACCAAGUUCAGGGUUCUCAUUUGAUCAUGAGUGUGGCGGACGCUCCGGAAUUUCCCUUUGCGUUGAGCUGGAUGCCCCUUUGGGACCAGCAGGCUUUUAUGAGAGAUGGGCGUCAUUCAUUACUUUUACAUGCGUAUGAUAAGCAUACCUCGAGUGUCGAAAAUGGAAAGGGAUCAUAUUUAUCCUUACCUUGGAGCGCACUUGGAAAAAACGAAUCAACGAAAGAUGAAGCUGUGACAGGACCACUUGCGACUCUAGCUCUCGAGACCGAACUCUGCAGUACGGAAUACUCCCAGGAUCAGGUUUUGCUGGGGCUAGUGAACUGGAAAGAAAAGCCGGCGACUCAACUCCUCGAGCUUCUAAGAAGAAUCGUAUUUGUCCCUGAGAUCGAGAUUGUUAAGCAGCUUCGGGAUGUCUUCGAUGCCUUGUUUGGUAUCAUGGUUGAGCAGGCCGGUAACGAAGAGUUCGAGGAUCUAAUAUUCAGUGACCUCGUCACAGUCCUUGGUAUUGUGCACGACCGUCGGUUCAACCUAGGACCCCUAGUGGAUAAAUAUGCGGAAUAUCAAUUCAACUUCCCGUUUGCUACUCCAUGCCUUCUACGAAGUCUCUUGCGCCUGCUCCAAGCCACCACAGAUCCACAGCAGGCUCGGAAUCUUCGUGCAGCUUUCAAAGUCGGCAGACACCUCUUGAAGUUCAUCAUCAAUGCUAGGGGCCAACAGAAAGCUAAGGAGGAGUGCAUUGGCAUCACAAAUAUCCAGUCGACCUUUAAUCGCGAUCUCCACUCUAUCUUCGAAUCUGUGGAGUCUCUCAUGCAAAAUCCAGCGCCGAAUUUGGUGGGCAGCAAGACUCUGGCCGUGCAGCACUUCCACACCUGGCUUCCUGAGCUCCUAAACGCAUUAAACAAAGACGAGGUUAUCAAAAUUGCCUUUAGCUUCAUGGAUGCCUGCAAAGAUGUUAAAAACAUGUUGGUUCUCUAUAAACUUGUACUCAUUUUGAAUUAUACAAGGCUUCCCUUGUUUGCAGGAGAGGACAAGCGGAAACUUCUCGUCUCCAAAAGCAUCCAGUGGCUCGCACCUUACUGGGGAGAAACACCGGAAGUCACCGACCAAUAUCGAGAUCAGGUUCGUCUUUGUUCAUCUGUCGUAGCAGAACAGCUCCAAAAUCCCGGACCAGAGCUUUUCGAGUAUAUGCCAAAGGCCGUUGCAUCGUACUGCGCUAUCGUCGCCGACGGUGUCGAUGAGACUGAAUGGCUAUCUCUGCUCUUUAGCAAGGCCUUUCCGUUCCAACUAAAACAGUCGAAAACUAAGCAAAAAUUCGACGAAGCGCUAGUGGAGCUUUCUGCAAUCAUCGCCGCAAUGUCUAAAUUGCCGAAGCAGAAAGAAUUGUCGCUCUCCCAAGAUGAACUAGCAGUUUUUCUAUCCCACACAUUCCAUGCUCACAAAUCCGUCCUCAGCUGCGAAGCAUAUCCAGCAACAUGGCUAAGCUUGCAUAUUUACCAUCAUCAAUCUAUCAUGAAGAGUUUGGAGGAUCUUUCUUCCAUCCUCAUCAAAUCAUUCCUUCCUACUCCCGACGAAGCUGAUACUUUCGAUAUGGAGCUGUGGAGGCUAUUUUUCACCACGCUCUUGAAGCUUGUGUCGAGCGACGCCCUGGCCCUAGAAACUUUCCCUGAGCAGAGACGGCGGGCUGUAUGGAAGAUUGCGGGAGAUGUCCGUGAACACGGGGCGGAAUUGCUUCAAAAGACAUGGCGGUCUAUCGGUUGGGAUACGACUAUUGAGGAGCGAGCCCGGUACGGAUUGAUAAAACUCGGAGGUUAUCAAGUGCAAUACGUCCCUGGCCUUGUCCCACCAAUUAUUGAGCUUUGUCUCAGCGUCCAUGAAGGCCCUCGGCGUGUUGCCGUCGAAAUUUUACAGACCAUGAUCGUAAGCGAAUGGCAGCUAAACGAGGACCUCUCAAUGAUUGAAGCAGAGAUAAUAUCCAGCCUUGAUGAACUGUUCAAGACCAAGCAUCUCACGGAAAGCAUUACUCAGAAACUGUUUAUAAACGAGCUGCUUGGAUUGUUCGAAACAAGCUCUUCCACUCCUGAUGCCGAAUUGAUGGUCACGUUAAAAGAGCUCAUUGCAACUGUGGAUGAAUUAUUGGAUCUCCUGGUUGCUUCUCACAACGGGAAUAUCACGGAAAGCCUUAAUACUAUUAAGCUUAUGGAGUUCAUGAAGGACAUGGAGCGGGAAGACAUCUUUAUUCGAUAUGUCCAUGAGUUAGCACAUGGACAAGCUGGAGCACGAAACUACACCGAAGCUGGCCUUGCUCUUCAAUUCCACGCCGACCUUUACGAUUGGGACACAUCAAAGACUGUUCCUGCACUUGCAAAUCCGUUCUUUCCUGAACAAACGGCCUUCGAACGAAAAGAGGCACUAUAUUUUGAGAUUAUUCAACACUUCGAAGACGGAAAAGCUUGGGCCCACGCAUUGUCGUGCUAUCGGGAGCUCGCAGACCAUUACGAACACACGAUAAUUGACUUCUCGAAACUAUCGAGGACGCAGGCGUCCAUGGCUCGAAUCUACGAAGCAAUCGUGAAGGAGGACAUUUUAAUUUCGAGAUAUUUCCGUGUCACAUUCAAAGGUCUCGGCUUCCCACCCACUCUACGAGACAAGCAGUAUAUUUUCGAAGGAUCACCCUCCGACCGCAUGGUCACCUUCACUGACCGCAUGCAAAAGCAAUACCCUGCCGCUCAAAUUGUUCACUCCAAUGAGAUUGAAGAUCUUGAAGGCCAAUUCCUUCAGAUUUCUCCUGUCAGUGUACACAAGGACAUGAAUCAUCCAGUGUACCAGCGCCCAAAAGUUCCACAAUCAGUUCGAGAACAUCUGUUGACUGCUAUGACUUCUAACUUUUCUGUCACAUCUAAGAAGCAUAUGGGUGGCAAUCAGGUAAAAGAACAAUACGUGACAAAGGCAGUGUUCACAACAGCAGAACCGUUUCCUAAUGUUCUAAGGAGAAGCGAAAUUGUCGAAACCGAAGAAGUAGUUUUGACACCGCUGCAAACAGCUGUUGAGCGCACGUCUAGGAAGACACAGGAACUGCUAAUCCUUGAAAAGAGGAUUUCCUCUGGAGAUGAUACGAGCCUGACAAGCCUAACGGAGAUUCUUGGCCACAUGCUAGAUAUUCAAUCCUCUGCACCAACAUGUGUUGCCCAGUAUCGGGAGUUCUUGGUUGAUGAACCGAAAAUACAUCUUGAAUAUGACACAGAAGAUUUCGAAUCCGUGCCUCCCGUGGAUCCGCUUAAAAAUGCACUCGCCGUUGCAUUGGUCGAUCAUGCUCUUGCCAUGAAGCGGUGUAUCGCCUUGUAUUCACAGCCAACGUACGAGGCUACGCAUAAUGAGCUUACCCAACGGCUAGAAGCUGCUUUUGCACCUGAGCUUGCUACUCUCGCAACUUCGCCUUCGCAACAGUCACAACCUGACUCAUCCAGCCACUUCAAUCCUCGAAUCGAUCCAUUUACAAGUGGAAGCAUUUCGGGCUCGCCAUCAUCCCAACCUCGAUUACCUAGCCCCAAAUUAGAAUUAGGACGGCCUUCCCACGAUAGCACCGCAAAGCCAACAGACAAACCGCCAGCUAGCAACCGUCUAAGCCUCAACCUAUUCAAACGCUCGAAUCACGCACCAUCUAGUUCAAACGCGACCAUUACGGCAAUUAAUGCCGUUAUUACUCCUCAGAAAGAUCAGAAUAGACACGACACUACCCAUAUAACCGGCAUCUCUUCCGAUCGUCGAAUUAAGACACCAAAGUCUGCUAGCGUAAAAUCCGAUCACGGUCGUGAGCCGGAAUCUUUUAAUCGGGAUCGCAGUCAUUCGCGCGGUGGAAAGAGUGAUACAAGCCGAAAACGAAGAAGCUUCUUUAGCACCAACGAGAAGAGCGCAGUUGGAGCUAUUGAAGUACAUAGAAAUGCCGCUUCAGUUCCACCCGCAAGUCCACCCACAGAAGACAUGCGCACGACGCAGCAAAGAAUAAUGGAGCGAGCAAAUAAAUCCCGGGCGCAACAGAAUCAACAGGAUGCAGGCCGGUGCAAUUCCACUCCCAACAACGCUGUCCAACGGGGAGGGCAGCAAAACGGUUCAGGCGACAGUUGCCCAAGGACAUCAGACAAGGGCACGGGGCGUCCAAAGACAGCUCACAGUUCUAACAGCGAACACGGCAUAAGCAGUGGUGGAGUACGAGAUUCUGUGAUGAAAAGGUUCAGCUUGUUGAAAGUAGGCCGCAAAGCUAGCAAAGCUAAUUUCCGUGAUGGCAACCUUGGAGGCAUCCUAAAAGAGGAGUGA
This is a messenger RNA of Coccidioides posadasii C735 delta SOWgp, 6396 nucleotides long. RefSeq lists its product as uncharacterized. Gene Ontology annotation, molecular function: guanyl-nucleotide exchange factor activity; small GTPase binding. Gene Ontology annotation, cellular component: cytoplasm; plasma membrane. Gene Ontology annotation, biological process: small GTPase-mediated signal transduction. The record is from RefSeq and is a predicted model, not a curated record. Lineage: Eukaryota; Fungi; Ascomycota; Eurotiomycetes; Onygenales; Onygenaceae.